Oldenlandia corymbosa var. corymbosa is the source of this 495-nucleotide messenger RNA. The record is from the annotation of a GenBank genome assembly. NCBI's taxonomy places the organism in Eukaryota, Viridiplantae, Streptophyta, Magnoliopsida, Gentianales, Rubiaceae.
AUGGACGAGCCUAGUGCAGGACUAGAUCCAGCUUCAAGAAACAAUUUGUGGAAUGUUGUGAAGCGAGCAAAGAAAGACAGAGCGAUCAUUCUUACGACUCAUUCAAUGGAAGAGGCAGAGCAUCUAUGUGACAGGUUGGGAAUAUUUGUUGAUGGGAGCUUGCAGUGCAUAGGUAACCCAAAAGAGUUGAAGGCUAGAUAUGCGGGAUCCUAUGUCUUUACAAUGACAACAUCAGAGAAUCAUGAGGCGGAAGUGGACAGCAUAGUGCGACAACUUACCCCGAACGCAGUCAAGACAUACCAAAUAGCUGGGACUCAGAAAUUUGAGUUGCCAAAGAAUGAGGUUAAAAUUGCCGACGUUUUCCAAGCAGUUGAGGAAGCUAAGAGUAGAUUCGCAGUUCAUGCAUGGGGUCUUGCUGAUACAACGUUGGAAGAUGUUUUUAUUAAAGUUGCUCGUGAAGCGCAAGCCUUCAAUGUUCUCUGUUCAGAUAAUUAA